GGUUGUGGGACUUUAGCCUGGAAGAAGAGAAGGAAGGAGAGCAGCAAGGAGAGGGGCGGGGCCAGCGUCAGCUGUGUGACUGUGAGACACUGAGCCGGCAGCAGCAGGGGAUGGAUGCUGCUGUAUUUGUUGUAGCAUUGUGAGCAAUGGAAAAUCUGUCAGCAGCAGUAGCAUGGCAGGGAAUACUUACUCACUGAAAUAAAUUAGACUGGUGUCAUACAUAGUGCAUGCAUUUGCAGCCAGUUAGAUGUUGCUGAGGCUUCAUCUGUGUUUGCAGUGAUAGUUAUGUAAUGGGCUUAUUAGUGUAGACAGUGGAUGCUACUAGCAGUCGUCAAAAGAAUCUGGACAAUGCUGUGUAGUGGGAGGAUACUCUUAUUUCUCCUAUAAGUAGCACAGACAGCAGCUGAGAGCACAUGGAUCCCCAGGCUGAUACUGACAAUGUGACGCAGAGGAAGCGAAAAUUGGCAAAUGUGGUGAUUGGAUUCCUCUUCCUGCUCAGUGGCAUUGAGUAUGCUGUGAUCCUGCCUACUGUCUGGAUGUACCUGCAGACUUUGGAUGCUCAGCCUUUCUUCCUGGGUCUUGUUCUCUCUGCAUUCAGCCUAACUGAACUCUUGUCUGGUCCUUUAUUUGGACAUUGGUCAGACUGCACAGGCCAAACUAAGAAGGUCCUCUUGCUGAGCAACUGCUUUGAAAUCGCAGGUAAUUUUAUGUACUUCGUUGGACUCUCAAAAUGGUUUCUUUUGGGCAGUCGCUUGGUAGCAGGUGUCGGUGCAGGAGCUGGUUCUUCAAUAUUUGGGUAUUUGACUCGAUACUCUAGCUCCAAAGAACGUGUGCCAGUCUUUGCAAUGGCCAUGGCGUGCCGACAAGCAGGCCUAUUGAUAGGGCCUGCAUUUAAUAUCUUCCUAAGAUAUUGCACCUUCCAACUUGGCCCAUUCCAUGUGGACAAGUUCUCUGCGCCUGGGAUCUUCAUGUGUGCUCUUUGGACACUGAUGCAGCUCAUGGUGAUAUUCAUGUUUUCUGAUCUUCCGUUGAAUACGUCGGAACCACAGACUCAGGAGCAUGAACCUCUUUUGAAACAAGCUAACAUACCAAGUCCCUUGUAUGGCACCAUCAAUGGCAAUCAUGAACCCCCAUCCAACCAAGAUGAUUUCUCAGACAAGGAGAAUGCAGCCACCCCCUCUUCAUGUCCAACAAUAGGUGAUCAUCUUUACUCCCAAAGUGGGGAACCAAGUGGAAGCCUUCAUAAUAUAAAGCCAGUGAUGGGGCUCCUGCAAGAGGCUGUUGUGGUGCUAUUGACAACUCAGUUUGUAACAUUCUUUAAUCAGACUGCACUAGAGACACUGGUUACUCCUCUCGCUCAAACAUAUCUUGGCUUCCAGGAUCUGCAGAACUCGCUGCUUUACUUCCUAUGUGGCAUUGAGAUGUUGAUUGGCUUUCUUGCUGUGCGCAUCCUCAGUCGUUGCUCUUCAGAUCGCCUUCUCCUUGCAUUUGGGCUUUUUAUCGGUAACAUUUCCUGCAUUUGGUGCCUCGUUUUCUUGGCAAAACCCAAAGGAAGCUACGGGUUUCUACUCGCAGAGUUUGUGGUUGGAGUGUUCCUACAAGUACUGGGGUUACCCUUGUUAUCGGUAUCCCAGGUGUCUCUGUUUUCCAAAAUAACUGCUGAGAAGACACAGGGGUUUAAUCAUGGGCUGCGGCGAUCAGUCGGUGGAGUGGCCACGAUACUGGGACCAUUGUGGGCCGCUGGGUUAAUACAAAACCUCUACAUAAUGCUGGGAGUCAUGAUGGGACUGCUCCUUUUAAACACAGUAAUGGUCAUCCUGUCGUACAAGCACCUAGAGGAACCUACUACAUCAGAGGACCAGUCUUCAUGAUGCUCUAGUAUUGCAGAGUCUCUCUUCCAUGUACCAUGGAGCAUACACAGAUGACUGAAAUGGUUGGAAACUUGUGGAGUGCCGGAAAGGACGUCCUGUGCAUAAGUGUGAUGUUUAGGGAGAUUAUGCUUGAAGCUGAGGAGUGUGUUGGAGGGAAAUUCCAGUUGUAGAAGAACUUUACCUUUUUAAAUAAGAACAAAUACCCAAGAUAGUUAGAUACCUGGAAUAACUUAAAAUGUCUGUAUAUUUAAAUUAUGUGCGCCCAAUUUUUUAUGCAUUUCUCUUUAUGUUGCGUUCUGACAGUGCUACAAGUAUAUCUGGAGAAGGAAUGUUUUCAUUGUGUUAAAUGUUUUUGUUUGUCAUAGAACAUGACAAAAGGAAAUGCAGCAAUGUGAAGAAUAAUUCUUUUUGAGAUUUUUUGCACAAAUGUAAGAUGUAGUAAAAGUCUAAAUGUCUUCUAGAGAACAAAUUUCUUAAUUAUAAAAAUCUGAAUGUACUUUAAA
Pseudophryne corroboree (corroboree frog) is the source of this 2374-nucleotide messenger RNA. Its product is annotated as major facilitator superfamily domain-containing protein 8-like. The record is from RefSeq and is a predicted model, not a curated record. Bases 414 to 1871 code for a protein of 485 amino acids. Gene Ontology annotation, biological process: transmembrane transport. Gene Ontology annotation, molecular function: transmembrane transporter activity. Lineage: Eukaryota; Metazoa; Chordata; Amphibia; Anura; Myobatrachidae. The transcript is spliced from 13 exons.